UCUGCUCCCCAGCUGCCAGUUCCCACUCUCUAGAAUGAAGGAUGAAAAUCAGAAAACAUCUGAAGAUUUUUAGGGAAAUGAAACUGCCUAGAAGUGGGAUGGAUACAGAGAGGAGGGUGAAGUCAGACUAUCCAGCACAAGGCUCUCCUUGCUGAAUUAUUCAAAGAAAGGGAACUAGGUGAACUAGUUGCCAAGACAACCUGCUGUUGGGGAGAGGGUGAUUAGGGCAAGGAAAUGGGAGACCUGUGGUUUCUCCUGCUCCUGUCCCUGUCCUUGGAAAUUUUCCAUGGGGUCAAAGGAUGCUUGGAAUGUGACCCCAAAUUCAAAGAAGAUAUUAAGUCCUUGCUGGCAAAGAUGGUACCCUCAGAAGUCCCAGGCCGAGCUCAUCUGCUUGAACGGCAGAGUAAAGAAUUGAUCCAUUUAAGCUUCAAGGUCUCCCACAGGCACAAGACGCUUCGGGUGUUGGCUGUUCAAAAGGUUGUCAAGUUGAGAAUACUCCUGAAGAAUGAACUUUAUAGACUGAGCAAUGAAACAUGGAAAGGUGUUUUUAUCUUUCAAGGCAAGCUUCUCAAUGUCCGCCAAAAUCUGGAAUCCACCGUGAAAGAAGUAUUACAGAACUUCUCUGACAUUGCUUGUUCUGAAGAUUGUGUUGUGACUGAAGGUCCUAUCCUGGAUUGUUGGACCUGUUUUCGCAUCACUGCCAGGUGCUUCAAAGGAGAGUAUUGUGGAGAAGAGGAUGUACAGUUGGCUGAGGCUCGAGAGAUUGCACUAUUUUUGAUAUUGCUAGCAGAAGCUGUAAUAUUGGGAAGUGCCUUGUUACUGUUCCAUAUUUGUGUCACUCAUCGGAGGAAAAUGAAGGCAAUACGAAGAGCAUUAAAGAAAUAUUUGGAGAAGAAACUUGAAGAAUUAAUGGGGUUAACAGAUGAAAAGAAGGAGAGCGAAGAAUUCAAAACCAUGAAAUAAAUACAUAGAUACAGACAGGAAGUCUUUCAUGAUUCUCUUAAAUGUUGACUCAGAGUAAACAACAGAGAAAUAAGCUCUUUUGUGAUCAUAAAGUCAUGCUAUUUUAAAACUGAAGUGAAACUAGGAGUUUAUCAAAGACCAUUAUUGAUAUCCUGAUGCUAAAGAAGCAAAGAGAGGGCAAAUGAUUUACCCAGAGCUGUAUAAAAAGUAACACUGGUAUAUCACAAUGCACAAAGAUGAUGCACUGCAUGAUAAUAAAGAAUUCAUGGUUGGUAAUUCUUUUUAAUGACUCUAAUUA
Messenger RNA from Talpa occidentalis (Iberian mole), 1261 nucleotides. RefSeq names its product IZUMO family member 3 (gene IZUMO3). NCBI's taxonomy places the organism in Eukaryota, Metazoa, Chordata, Mammalia, Eulipotyphla, Talpidae. Bases 235 to 963 code for a protein of 242 amino acids. The transcript is spliced from 7 exons. The record is from RefSeq and is a predicted model, not a curated record.